Molecule: messenger RNA, 4029 nt
Organism: Sebastes umbrosus (honeycomb rockfish)
Lineage: Eukaryota; Metazoa; Chordata; Actinopteri; Perciformes; Sebastidae
Gene: mylk5
Product: myosin, light chain kinase 5
Exons: 17
Coding region: 324-2966 (880 amino acids)
Biological process (GO): protein phosphorylation
Molecular function (GO): ATP binding; protein kinase activity; protein binding
Source: RefSeq, a predicted model, not a curated record
GGGGAUCUGGCAUUAGAGUGACUUUGGAGAGAUAAGGAGAUGACUGAGAAGGCCAAAGUGAAAAGAGAAAGAUUUGUGAUGUAGGUGGAGUUAGUGUGGAUCAGGGGAGGGCGAGGAAAGAGAGUUUGAACAUGUGCAGUGAAGCGUGAGGACGGAGUGAGGACAGAGUUGCACUGGGUUAGCAGAAGAGAGAGCAGACGCACCACCACCACCACCACCACACAGCAGUAACAGAGAAAGGAAGUGAGAUAACCGGCUUGGGAAAUGACUGUGUGAAUUAUUAGUUGUUCUCUUCAGACUGGCUGAGGUGUUCCUACACAGAAAUGAACGGUGAUGGCAGCAAACAGCGUUAUGUGUCAACCUUCAGCAUGCACAUCAAGCCGGCCCGUGCAUCAUCUGCACCACCAGGGAACGGACCAGGGGCUGUCGACACCAGAGACACAGGUACUACUGACACAGGUACUGACACAGGUACUGACAUAGGGUCUGUUAACAUCUCCUCUCGUAAACGUCUGGAUCCCCCCGUCUUCAUAGAGCCUCUGCAGGACUGCUGCGUGGACGAAGGAAAUGACAUCACACUGCGGGGGGUUCUCACCGGAAGUCAGCCGAUCAAAGUGUCGUGGUUGCACAAUGGUGAAGUGGCUCGUUUUGGGACUCCUACCUUCAACGGCAAGGAGAUGAGUUUUGUGGUGAGGGAGUGCUUGCCGGAAGAUGCUGGCGCCUACACCUGCUUGGCGGAGAACAGUGGAGGGAAGACGUCCUGCUGCGCUGCUGUGUUCGUCAGAGACUUUGAAACCAUCUGCGGUGUGCAGAAUCGUGUCCCAGACGUCCAGACUUCUGCAUCCAAGAGCAUUGUGGAGAAUGGAAGGUCACCGCAGUCUCCCAAAGACGAGCUACACAAGUUCAGAGGAUCUAUUUGUUCUUCCCCUAAGCUUAGCCCAGCCUCAACUCCAAGAGAAGUCGUCCCAAAGAAGAGAGCCAACUCAGGGAAAGGUCCAGCAUUACAUUUCGUAAACCCUCCACAGCACCUCGAGGUGAAGGCGGGACAAACUGCACGAGUGACGUGUUUUUUCACCGGCAGUCCUCCUAUAGUGUCAUGUUGGAUCAGAAACAAAGAACAGAUAGUGGAUGGUCCAGAGCUGUGGUCAGAAAACAAAGAUCGGAGCAGUACACUGGUCAUAGAAGAGGCUAAACCACAGCACACAGGCCGCUACACUGUUGUAUUGAAGGACCGCAAGAGCUCAGCAGAACACACGCUCACCCUCUCUGUCAUAGAGAGGCCUCAGCCUCCGGCCUCCUGUCCCGUGGUCUCCCUCGUCUCUGCCACCAGCCUCGUGCUGUCCUGGUCGGGCCCUUGCUACGACGGCGGCAGUGUCAUUCUGGGUUAUGUGGUCGAGGUGAAGAACAGAGGACGUGUUGAGCCCGGGUACUGGAGCGAGCUCACUGCCCAGUGUAGGAGCACCUCAUACAGAGUGUUCUCUGGGCUGCAACCUCAACAGGAAUACUGUUUCAGGGUGAGGGCCUACAACACAGUGGGAGUAAGCGAGCCAGGACCGGUGUCACCAGUGUUUAGGAUGGAGCAGAAAGGUGUUGUAGACAAACCGCAAGGAGAAGAGGCCCCUCAGGCGUAUUCCUGUGUCACUAUUGACUCUUCACACAAAGUCACUGAUCACUACAGUUUGCAGGAGAAACUGGGAAUGGGAAAGUUCGGCCUGGUGUUCAAGCUAACCCAUAAAGAGACAGGACGUGUGUGUGCAGGGAAGUUCUACAAAGGCCGACGUGCCAAAGAGAGGGAGGCUGCUCGUAAAGAGAUAGAGCUGAUGAACUACCUCCACCAUCCCAAACUGGUUCAGUGUCUCGGGGCAUACGAUCACAAGCCUGAGAUGGUCAUGGUCAUGGAGUUCAUCGCAGGCGGGGAACUGUUUGAGCGCAUUGUGGACGAUAACUUUGUGCACACCGAGUCUGCCAGUGUGCGCUACAUGCAGCAGAUCAUGGAGGGGAUAUCUUACAUGCAUCAGCAGAACAUCGUCCAUCUGGACAUCAAACCUGAAAACAUCGUGUGUGUUGACACCACUGGCACCUCCGUAAAGAUCAUCGACUUCGGACUAGCCUGCAGGUUUGAUGGCAACACACCUCUGAAGGUGAUGCACGGGACGCCAGAGUUUGUGGCACCUGAAGUGAUCAACUAUGAGCCUGUGGGUUUGACCACUGACAUGUGGAGCAUAGGAGUCAUCUGCUACAUAUUACUGAGCGGUGAGUCUCCCUUCCAGGGUAACAACGACGCAGAGACCCUCGCCUUGGUCACAGCCGCCCAGUGGGAGUUCGAUGAGGAGAGCUUUGAUGACAUUACAGACGAGGCCAAAGAUUUCAUCAGCUCCCUGCUCAACAAGGACACCAGGCGGAGGAUGUCCUGUGAAGAGGCUCUUGCCCACCCUUGGAUGGGAUUUGAGUCUGGAGAUCUCGCCACCUCCAAGAGUCUGUCCAAGGAGAAGAUGAAGAGGUAUCUAGCCAGGCAGAAGUGGAAGAAAGCAGGCAAGGCCUUGUUAGCCCUGAAGAGAAUGGCUCUGCUGUCGAAAGGUGACAGCUCUGCCCCGGGAUCUCCGACCAGCCCUGGAGAAGACGCACCCCUGAGCCCGGAGGCAGAGCACGCCCUGCUGUCUCUGGAGCGCAAGAUGCAGGGGCCACCCCAGUUCACCCAGAGCCUGGAGGACCAGACAGUGGCUCUGGGGUCCGGUGUCCAUCUCUCUUGUCACCUCACAGGAUACCCUGAUCCAGAGGUGGUGUGGCUGUGUGGUAAAGAGCCUGUGGAGGAGUCACCCACAGUGCAGAUAGAGUACGAGGAAGACGGCCGCUGUACGCUGUUCUUAGCCAAAGUCGGCCCAGAGGACGCCAACGUUUACACCUGUAGAGCCACCAAUGACCACGGAGAGACAUUCUGCUCCGCCAAGCUCAUUGUUCAACAGUAGAUUCAUCAGAUCUACGUAUGCAGAGAUAAAAUGUAUAAACAUAAUGUUCUUGAGUGCCUUUCAACAGUUGUGUUGUAGAUUCUUGUUUUAAUACAAAUGGGGACCAAACUGUAGAUCCUGUACUGUGGCUGGAAAUAUAGAAUACAUGUAUUAUUGUAAGAAAUGUAUGAACAGAUUAAUAUUGUUACAGAGCUACAAGCAUAAAGGUUGAUAUUUCUUCAUGGGACUAUAGUAUGAAUGAAUCUGACUUUGGCUCAUGGGUGAAUCAUUUUCAGCUGGCAAUAUGAAUGAAUUGAGGUAUCUCUUUUGAGAAACAAAUAAGCCUGAAAUGAUGCUGGUUGAAUGACAUAGUGUGGAUCUGACUUUGGAUUUCUGAUACAUGUUCAGCUUUUUAGGGCUUAAAAAAAAGAUUUCGACCCGAAAGAGACGCGAGCGGCAGAUUCUGAUUGUGCCGACUGUUAUGUGCUUUCAAUGGUAUGAAAAGAUCGAACCAUCAUACUAUACAUGCUUCAUGUUAGGAUAUUUUCACAGACCUGACACCAAACGUGAACACAGUUUUGACAGACUUUUAGUGAAAUAUCAAAAUCAAACCACAGCAUUAAAAACAUUUCAGGUUCAUACUUGUAUUUUGGGUUUCUGCUAGAACAUGUUUACAUGCUUUAAUGUUAAAAACUCAUGAGUCUCUUUAAGCCCUCUCCUGAAAAAGCCCAGUCUGCUCUGAUUGAUUUCUUGAUAGAAAUACAUGGCGCACCUUUGCAAAGGUAGUUCUCAAGCUGUGGGUGGUAUAUUCUAAUAAGCCUGCAUGUGUCAUAGGAAAGGGAGCCAAAUUUGAAUGGCUUGUUGAAUCACGUUUUCUGAUCUAGGCAGCCUACAAAAAACGGACGGGGUUGUUUUAUUUCACAGUUUGUGGGUUGGUAGGGACUCCAGAUACCCAGAUGUAUGAGCACAAACACUGAAAAAGGGAGUUUUUUCAUGAUAUGGUGCUCAUUGUCUAAAGUUAACCAUGUAUCUCAUCAAAAUGAUGAUUGACAUUUCAAAUAAAAUAAUCUCAACACUUCUAGGA